UCGUUUCCUGGAAACGGGCGGCGGCGGAGCUGCAGGCGGAAGAGUCCGUGUCGGGGGCGCUGCCCGCCUUCGUUUGCGGGAGAGGAAGAGGACGCUGCGGAGGCCGCCAGCAGGAACGCGGUGGAACGGAGUUCCGGCACCUCUUGAAAAUGGUCACAUGGCUGGUGGCCCCGCCCCCUGAUCUCCAGGCAGAGGGGAGUUGAGAUUGCCCUCCGUGCCGCCGAACCUGUGCAGAAGAAAGUACACUCCUCACAACAGCUUGUCGUAGCUGUAUAUGACCUACUACAACUUCGGCCUGUGUAACAGCCUCCUGGAAGGGCUGAGACAGGCUCCUAUUUUGGGGCCUGCUGGUGACACCGUAAAACAGAGCAAUUUAAAAGCGCUUACGAGGCAGCUUGAAGAGAGCUUUGGCUUCUCUGUUUAAUUAUCUAUGUUAACGAAGUAUUUUAUUGAUUUUACAUGAACGUCGGGGUAGCCCACAGCGAGGUGAAUCCCAACACACGAGUUAUGAACAGCCGAGGCAUUUGGCUGGCCUACAGCAUCUCUGUGGCCACGCUUCACGUCAUCCUUCUCAGCAUCCCCUUCUUUAGCGUCCCUGUGGUCUGGACCCUAACCAACGUCAUCCAUAACCUGGCAAUGUACUGGCUCCUGCACACAGUGAAAGGGACCCCUUUUGAAACGCCUGACCAGGGCAAGGAUCGCCUCCUCACACACUGGGAGCAGAUUGAUUACGGUACACAGUGGACCUCUUCUCGCAAGUUCCUAAGCAUCUCACCAAUAGUCCUCUAUAUCCUGACCAGCUUUUAUACCAAAUAUGACCCCGGGCACUUCAUCAUCAACACGACGUCCCUGUUGAGUGUCCUCCUGCCUAAACUGCCUCAGUUUCACGGUGUCCGCAUCUUCGGUAUCAACAAGUACUGAAGCAGGGACCUUGGUACUGCCGAGAUGUAACUGAAGGAGAAACAGCUCCCAGCUCCAGUAACCUGGUGACGAACCAGUGAUCACACUGUCCUGAGAUUGAGCUAUGAAGAGCCACGUACAAUAGAGAGGGGCAGAGAGAUCUCUAUCUGCCCAGAGAACUGAGCAGUACGGAACUUUUUUUUUUUUCUUGCAAGGAGAUUGAGCCGAUCAGUUGGCGUUGCUUCUGGCGGAAUGAAAAGACGAGCCCUUGGCAAGGGCAUGAAAUCCGCAGAAUUGCCAUGUUAGACUACUGUUUUGAGCUGUUUGUCAUGGGCGACUGGGAUCAGCUUCUGUGUUUAAACCUUUCCCUUUUUUUUUUUUUAUACAUUCCCACUUCAAACAUGCUUGUGCUGCUAUGGCUUUUUUCCUUUUGGGGAAGAGGAAAGGAUGGGGAAUCGAGAGAGUUUGUGAAUGUGACGUGUCAUAAUGGGGUAGAUCCGAAGUGCUCCUAAAGUUCACAAAACAUCCACGUGAUCCUUCAGGCAUAACUUGAUAAGAUACCAACUUUCAGUAGGAUUUAUUCAUAUGAAUGAAAUAUGAUACCUAGGCCUCCAGCACAGGACUUGGUUUCCAUUUUUUAAGGAGGGCUUUUAGUUCUUGUAGUUCUGGGAGAAAACUUAAGGCCAUUUUAACAGUGGAAGACUCAAAAUAGGAGGGAGCUUUUUGUCAGGACUGCUUCCAUCUAUCUAUACGCGUUUUCUGCACGCCUGUGUCUUCUCUCCAGUGUGUUUUUAUUCUCCUCCUUCCUUGGCACCUACAGCAUCAGACCUUCCUAGGUCGUGGUGGAUUCUUUGAAAGUUUGAAUCCGAGAGCUGCUUCAACCAGGUGUAAACUGAUUUUAAAGAAAGGGGUUGGAAGUUAAAGAAAUGACUGAAGAGAACUAAAGAAACUGCUAGUAUAGACAGUCUUCACAAGCUCUGAAAGCAGUGAACUAUGCCCAUGAUCAGCUAACUUUUGUCUUUACAGCUAGUGUAAGAGUCAUCUGUAGAGUGCACUGUUAUGGCUUAACAUUACAGGCACUCUUCCUGAGGCUGGCACAACAAAGGCAAGCCGACAAUGUACUAUAAAGAUGCUAUGCCAGUGUAACUUAUGCGACUCAAAUUCUGGUGCGCCACCAAUGAAGCUGGGACAUGCAUUUAUUCAUGAAAAUGUUGUUGUUCCACUUUUCUUGCUUUCCUGUGGCCCAAUGUAGCAUGCAAAAAUAGCCCAUAAUAUGAGCUGCACUGAACAAGCACGUAAUUAGAAAGAAUACACUAGACAUAUUCAUCCCCUACUGCUAAAAUUUCUUGGAAAGAGCAGUCUUCUCUGAGUGCUGGCAAGAGAAAUAAUUUUCUGACCUCUGGAAGAGCGUUUUAGAGGAAAGAGGCUACAGUAAAAAGAGUUUAGGGCUAGGGUAAUGCAGAUCUUACUGGCCUAAAUAUACAAUGGUGAGCAAGUCUCCUCCUGUAGCACGUUGCAGCUGAAUCUAAAAGGGGUGUGUGUGUCUUUUUUUUUAUUUACUUCAUUUAUACCCCUCACUUUUCUCCCCGACGGAGACCUAAAGUGGCUUCCAUCAUUCUCCAUUUUACAGUCGCAACAACACUGUGAGGUAGCUUAGUGUGUGACUAGCUCAAGAUCAUCCAGCAAGCAUCUGUGGCAAAGUGAGGAUUUGAACCCGGGUCUUCCAGUUCUUAGCAUGGCACUCUGACCAUUGACCAUGCUGGCUCGCCUGCUUUUCUUGCAAGGCAGUGUACAAAACGUGCUUUUCGAAGACGGUCUCAGCUGGGUCGCCGUCCGUCUGCAGUAGUAACAUGAAAUUGCUGAGGGGGAGGGUCCGCCCCUCCCAUAAUCUGCCCCCCCCCCACUUCUAGAAACCCUUGAGCAGGAAGUUCUUCCAAGACAUUUUUAGGUUUUUAAAAUUUCUUUUAAGCGCUUUCAUACAUGGAGAAGCCAAACCGGGAAUCCAUUUUCUGCCUUUUAGUGUACGCUGCUGCAUAGCUUGCAAAAGUACUUUUAAUACAAAACUACGAAACAUGCCACGUGGGGGGUUUUUUGGUUUGCUUUUAUUGGGUUUUUUUGUAAAGGGAUAGCUGUGUUUCAGACUCUUCACUCUCAUCACAAAAGGACAAUUUCGCUACGCUACACAGAAAUCACUCACAAAGUAAUAAAACCGCAAAACACAAAAUAUAAUUCCUCACAAAGUCCACGCUUUAUUUAAAAAAAAGUGAUUAUUUUGGGAUCAUAAAAGGGUUAAAACUUAAUAUAUAUAAUAUGUGCAACCGUAAACAGAAGUAUGGGACAAGGCGUCAAAUGCGAUUAUACAGGCAGAGAAC
Messenger RNA from Eublepharis macularius, 3272 nucleotides. RefSeq names its product ORMDL sphingolipid biosynthesis regulator 2 (gene ORMDL2). The coding region runs from base 460 to 921 and encodes 153 amino acids. The transcript has 5 exons. NCBI's taxonomy places the organism in Eukaryota, Metazoa, Chordata, Lepidosauria, Squamata, Eublepharidae. Gene Ontology annotation, biological process: negative regulation of ceramide biosynthetic process; intracellular sphingolipid homeostasis; ceramide metabolic process. The record is from RefSeq and is a predicted model, not a curated record. Gene Ontology annotation, cellular component: endoplasmic reticulum membrane.